This is a messenger RNA of Schizophyllum commune H4-8, 814 nucleotides long. RefSeq lists its product as uncharacterized. Lineage: Eukaryota; Fungi; Basidiomycota; Agaricomycetes; Agaricales; Schizophyllaceae. The transcript has a single exon. Bases 279 to 698 code for a protein of 139 amino acids. The record is from RefSeq and is a predicted model, not a curated record.
CCAGGAUAUUAUGAUAUCAAGGCUUUGAGCAAGAGUCCCAUCCUUGGUUGCAGUGAGCCACUUGAUCGCCUCAAGCUGGCUCGUGCUGUCUGCAAGGCGUUCGGCCACUUCAUCGACGUUCAUUCUCUUGUUGACGUUCAUCCGAGCGCUUCUGGCCAGAUUUAUAGCGGGUCAGAGCGUUCGGUGCUCUGAUUCCCGCUACCGACUUGGUUCGCGGGGCCUUUGGCUAGAUCGACUUCGCUUGGUCUCCAUCACUCGAUGCAGUGACGGAAUAUGGAAUGUCGACGUGGAGCUUGAUGCUUGACUUGAUUUCCGUGGUGUACGCCCUUGUGACUUAUUUGCUAUCCCAUCCGUCGUGCUUCUUGCAUUCCGUUGCUGAGAUCUCCGACUUAUUUAUCAGUCCCAUAUUGUUCUCGUCGCAAAGCUAUCUACUUAAUUUACCUCGGUGCUACUCUACCAUACCGGUACUUUCUCCAGUGCUUUCCGUUGCUGUCUUAUGCAAAGUUGUGUUCUACCUCAGGAAUUGCCUUGUUUAUUCGCAGUGUGUAUCUGUUUUGACCAUAGCUCUUCUAUCAUGCAGGACGUUAUGGAGCCGCACGCGUGUCGCUAAGCUGGCGUCGGCCGUUGCUUUCGUACAUACUUUCAACAGGCCAGGAACAUGUUCAACAGUGGAGGGACUUGCAGAAAAUCGUGCUUGAUGUCUGUGGCCACAUAGAGCUGCUCUAGGCGCGCGGCUUCGUACUUCAUGAUCUCCCCCAGCAGGAGAGUCGUCUCCGCUGCCACCAAUAUUGGGCAUGGAAUAGAAGACCGUGGG